AUGGUCCCGCGAACCUUUAGAUAUCAUGGUCUUAGAUAUACUACGUCUUAUGUUACCCCUGCGAACGCCAAAUAUCUUCGGAAGGACUUUAAUGACAUGAUGAAAAAAGUAACCGUAAUGCAGCUACUCAUCGAUCACGGGGUACCGAUGUUAAGGGGCCUUUUUGAGGACUAUAAAAACCGUUUGAUUAGCCAAAAUCAAAAUAUGGAAUGGUUUGCCGACAAAGCCAACGACUGGGCAAACAGGGUGUUUUCGCAGUGCUCUACUGAAAUGGAUCUCGCUCUGGUCACCGUUACUGCAAAAUGCAAGAAACGCCUAAAGGAUAUAGGACACAAUAUUGUAGACAUCAACUAUGUCCAAUAUGCCAUUUCCCAGUCUCUUCGUGGCGCGCAAAUAUAUAAAUUGGCUUAUCGAACUUUUAGAAAGAUUCGUCCGAAGUUAGAAGCUUUGGUUACUAGUCAAAAAAUCAUUCGGAUUAAGAAUGAGCGACGACAGCUUUUAAAAACAAGAUAUAGACAGUAUCAACAGGCCCUAAUCCCGGAUGCUUGGCAGUAUCAACCUCCUGAAAAUUUCUUCCGCGAAGCUGGAGCAUUUUCGAACUUUCUGAACGCGGAAUAUGUAACCAGAGGUGAUAUUUCGCGUGAACUGACCGAUUCCCUGUUUCCUGGAUUGGUGGAGGAGUGGACGAAGAAACGAAAGCUUGAAAUUCUUUCCCUUUUACCGGAAGUGGACACGGAGCAGCCCUUCGAGAAACAAAUCCAGAAACUUGAUUUGGCAACUUCUGUUAUUACAUGUAAUGAUUGCAAAUACAUGAACCAAGAAGGUCGCGUCCUGCUGGGGUGGAAGAAUAUUUGUCGUCAUGCACGUAGGACUGUUGGCGGAAAUUUGAACCCUUGCUCAGGGUCUGAAGUUGUCGAACCUGUUGCAGUAGUGGCAGCUACCUCACUUAUAUGUUGUGCUGGGCUCGACCCGAGAACUACGACCAUUCAGGAUAUGGACUCCCGUGACGAUAGGUUUUUCUGCGGGAAUUGCAUUCCAGACACAUCGAAUGGGGUAACAGGCUUGAAGGCCUACAAGUGGACUGAAUGUGUAAGGUUCUCCAUGUACUACUUCGGAUUACCUACUGAUGUGACUACCAGUUAA
Psilocybe cubensis is the source of this 1143-nucleotide messenger RNA. RefSeq lists its product as uncharacterized. The coding region runs from base 1 to 1143 and encodes 380 amino acids. The transcript has 5 exons. The record is from RefSeq and is a predicted model, not a curated record. NCBI's taxonomy places the organism in Eukaryota, Fungi, Basidiomycota, Agaricomycetes, Agaricales, Agrocybaceae.